UCAUCCCAAGAACAAAUAUAUUAUUGAACUAACAAAUCGUAGUGGAGAGAGUCUGUGAUUUUUGAAUUGAUAUAAAGAAAAAAUAUAAGAUUUUUCUUUAUCUGGAUUAGCAGGAUUUCUAAAAAUAAGUUGCAAAUAUUUAAAGUCGAAAACGUAAAAAUGGCUGACGUGCAACUCGCACCUCUUCGAACAAUCGGAGAUUUUUUGCUUGAAUCCGCACGUUUUCAGAUUCCAAAUAUAAAUGAUCCAGAAAAAUGGGCUAACAGAGUGAUGAAUAAUCUACUGUAUUACCAGACGAAUUACUUCCUCAUGGCUCUUGUAACAUUUCUUUUCAUAGGAAUAAUCCACCCAGUGAAGAUGGUGUGUGGGUUUAUAGCAAUCUCAAUAGCAUUUGGAGGUUUUGUGUACUGCACAAGUUCCCAGUACAAGGCAAGGAGGUUUAAGAGGGAUCAUCCGAUUGUCAGCGUCCUGCUUAUUCUGCUUGCUGGCUACAUACUCGUGUAUGCAGUGGGAGCUGUCAUAGUCUUCAUGUUCGGCAUCGCCUUUCCCAUGAUGUUGAUACUGAUGCACGCUUCACUGCGGAUGAGGAACAUUAAGAACAAGGUGACCAAUCGUUUAGAGACAGUCGGUUUGAAGCGAACGCCCAUGGGGAUAAUCCUGGAGGGACUGGGGCAGGAACAGGAAGCUGGCUCAUAGACUGGUUCCUGUUUUUUUGUUGGAAACUGAAAGAUCUUGGGGUUGGAAUAUACAUGUAUUUUACACAAGGGGAAGGGACUGGUGUGAGUUUAUUUUUACAUGUAUACAUUUCGGAACUUACUUUUAAAUGUACCUUGAAAAAUGAAGUGAGUUUACAAUUUAAACUUGCAGUCACUACUUGUAGAAUAUUAGUUCACAUUUAUAAUAUUUGUUUAAUACAUGUAUUAAAAGAGUCGUUUUGCAGUUUAUUGCAAAUAUGUUUGUAUUUAGCCUUUUGAGGUAUUGAUUUUUCUCUUUGAUCAUGAAUGUGAUAUUUUGUUAUUUUGCAAUUAUCAAUACAUGUUGAACCUUUACUUAAAAUUUUAAAAAAACUUAGCUUAACAUACUUUAAGAUGGCUUGUUAUACUGAUAAAUGGAAGUGUAUUUUUUUUAAAAACAAGAUUUUUUAAAACUACAACUUCAAGUAUUUAUUAUACCAACCAAUAAAACAAAUUGAAAACAGAUGUUUGUUUAGUAAAAGGAUUUUUUUUUGUUUCGUUAAGAAAUUGUAAUUGUAUAGUGUAAAAAUUAAAAUUAGUCCAUCAAAUGUUGUUGAUUGUGAAUUAAUGAGUAAUGUAGAUUAUUCCCUUAACCAAGCUUUGAUGCAUUUCAUAUGAUGUUGAAAUCAUUUAUGCAUUUAAACCUGGUAUAUUAGUUGUGUACUGUUUGUUGUUUCAGAACAAGUGUAACAUGGAGUGCAAUAUAAAUGGGUUAAACUCAAAACUGUCAUAAUAUGCAUGAAGUGCAUUGUAUUAUGUAUAUACAUGCAUGCCUUUAAGUUCAGCUCUUUUACUGUGCAAAUACUUCAUCUGCAUGUUCAAAUUAUUUAAGAGUAUAUGAGGUUGUCACACCUUUGGUUGAAUGAGUAACUUCAGUAAGAAAUAUUGUAGGUUAGUAGAUGUUUUCUUACCGGUAGUUCAAAUCUAGUUGUUUCAUGAUUAACUGUUUGAAUGAAACUCAAUGAUGUGAAUUGUACUUUAACAAUUUAAUUUUACUGAUGCCAUCUUUGGGCAAUGCACAUAGCAUAAAGUGAUGGAAAGUUUUAUAUAACUUUUAAAAUAGUCUUAAUAGUUGUAUUUGGUGUAUGCUUUUACUCUGCAAAAAUAGCCAAAAUUAAAACAGGCUCCUUACAUAUUUAUUAUAUAAGUGUUGUGCAUGCGUGUUUUAUAAGUUAAAAAAAUAUGUUUAAUCAGAUUAAAAAAGAAAAUUUCUAUUUAUACAAAUGUUUUGAAUGUCUUUAUGCAAUAUUAAUACUUGUACCAUGUACUUUACUUACACUCAAUUUUCCAAAUAUAGCACAUUGAUUUUUGAAUGUAAUCAGUAAACAGAAUAGUGUUUUCAUAUAGUAUAUAUAUUGUCUUAUGUUAUUAUGCUUCCAAGGAAGAGCAUAUAGUAUUCACAUUGUUGGUGAAUGUGUAGGUCAGUCCGACAAUAAGGCAGUUUUGUGGUUUGGUUUACUUUUCUCCUGAACUUUAUUAGUUAUUUGUUUACCUAUCAUACUAGCAAGUCUUUAUGAGCCCCAUGGCAGGGGUCAAACCAUAAUCCAACAAUUGUGUAGGGUAAUAUAUUGUAAGAAUUCUGAACAUCUUGAUGGGGCAUAUCACUUGGUGAAGUCAUAAUGUAGUCAAUGGGUGCAGAGAGGCCCAUACAUAAAUCCUGGCUAUGCAUUCCUUUAAUUGCCCUGGUGUCAAAGCAGGGCGCUAAAUUUCCUGUGUAUUAUUUUAUCAGUUACUGGUAUGCUAGUUAUGAGCUAGUUAUGUCUUAUGGUCAGUUUCAUUCAGGUUAAAGGGAGACAUAAUUAGCAAUUACACAAUGUUGACUUCGUCAAUAUUUUUGUUUUCCAACCAAAUAUUGUGUGGAGCAAAACAAAGAUAAACGGCAAUGCGAGUGCAUCUUGCAGGAAUUAAUACUUUGGGGCACUUUGUUGCAAAGAUAUCUCUCCAUGCUGCAACCUUUAAAGAGUUUUAACAUUUUAGCAUGGAGCUUGGAACCUACUUGUUUCAUUUGCUUGAAACUUAAAACAUUGAUAGAUACAGGGUAAUGGUAAUGUGCAGUUGGCCACUUUGGUGCUCUAAAGAAGACUUAAACUAGGUCUAAGAAGAAGAUCCGCAACAGUCUGACCUGAUAAAUGAGUAUGAGUAUUGUAUUUCGUGAACUGAUUGUUCUUUAUGCCAUAACAACAUUUUCUGUUUGACAAGGCCAAGUAAAGGGGCGUUUGUAACUUUUUGUGACAGAUGUUGAUGAAUAAAAUUUUGACCAAUGCUUUUUGUGCCAUUUUGUUUUGUCAUUUUGAUUGCAAUAAAUUAUAAAGGGUAAAA
Mya arenaria is the source of this 3053-nucleotide messenger RNA. Its product is annotated as PRA1 family protein 2-like. Gene Ontology annotation, cellular component: membrane. The record is from RefSeq and is a predicted model, not a curated record. Lineage: Eukaryota; Metazoa; Mollusca; Bivalvia; Myida; Myidae. The coding region runs from base 160 to 696 and encodes 178 amino acids. The transcript has 3 exons.